Messenger RNA from Anarrhichthys ocellatus (wolf-eel), 4471 nucleotides. It is a transcript of the gene trpv1, whose product is annotated as transient receptor potential cation channel, subfamily V, member 1. Gene Ontology annotation, cellular component: plasma membrane. The transcript has 17 exons. Gene Ontology annotation, biological process: calcium ion import across plasma membrane. NCBI's taxonomy places the organism in Eukaryota, Metazoa, Chordata, Actinopteri, Perciformes, Anarhichadidae. The record is from RefSeq and is a predicted model, not a curated record. The coding region runs from base 1816 to 4170 and encodes 784 amino acids. Gene Ontology annotation, molecular function: protein binding; calcium channel activity.
GAAUGAGAGUUGUAAUCCACAAGGGAAUCCCCGUCUGUUUACUGGACUAAGUGAAUACUUUGCACAACCUUAAAGAACGGCAUUGCUUUGUCUAAAAAGGGAACGAUCAGGCAAAGGGAAAUGCUACGACAUAUUUUGCUCUGCGAAGCUAAAGAUGCCUUGUGUAAAGCGUGUUUUGUCAGAUGCGUCAAGUUCAUGCUCAUUUCCCCUGUGUUGCUGAAAGGCUAUGUAUAAAAUCCAUGAAGUAGAUCAAAAUCACAGCGCUGCUGGACUGUUAUGAAGGUCACAUAUUUAUGAUCCAUAACAGGAUGUCCGUAUUUAAGGGUGGACUCCAUCUUUAGAUGAAACCAUAGCUACUGCAUGGUUUACAAUAGGCUAUGAAGGAGAUGGUUUUUUUCUCAGUUCAUUUUCUUUCACAUCCGUCUGCCUCAUGGUUUAAAUGUCGUCGGGUGCAAGGAGCUUAUUUUCUUUUAAUUUCCACUCACCAUCUAAAAAGUCUAAAAAAAGAUCAUUUUCAAAAGUCACAACAUUAUCCUAACGCAGUGGUCCUGUGUGAGAUGAAAAGAAAAUUGAAUAUGCGAUAUGCAAUAUAAAUAAGAUGCAGUUCAUAUGUAUCUAUAAUCACAAUUCAUUAGACUGUUGCGGUGUGGUGUAGUUAGAAGCCUUGCUUUAGUACCAGAGUUAAUAUGGCCUCUUUAUCACCUGUCAAUUUAUUGUAAACGAUGAUUACUGCUCUUUUCUUUGCCGUCUUAAUUUGAAGUCUUAAUCUUCCAUUUUGAACUGUGAGCUCCUCACAGAGUGGGGAAAUGUCCUUGAUUAACGUCAGUUUUUUAUAUUAAUUUUGCUUCUACCACUCGUCAACUUUGUUUUCAAGAAGAUGAUCUUAAUUUAUCAACCGCUGUUGAAUUUGUCGUGCUGCUGCUGCUGCUGGUGCUUUUUGAUACAUGGAAUAUUUCUAGCAGCAAUGUGGUCGUUUUCUAUAAUAAUAAUGAGUAAAUACAGUUGGGACUGUGAGAAACGCACACAACAUCAGUGUCGUUAGGAGUGCCAAUCAUUCGGGGCACAGUUAUAUGCAGUUUUUUUUCUCUUAUAGGGUCAUUAGCUCACAGCCGAUGUGGUUAUGGUACAAAUAAAGCAGUAUUAAUAACUCAUUUUGUCUCGGAUCUUAAAUAUUUUGAAUACAUUUUGAUGUCAAUAUCUUCUUAUACUUGAACUAGGAUUAUAUUCUGGUGCAUUUGUCCAAGUUUUAAAUGUAAAUCACAGAGUGCAAAGCCAGAUAAACACCGGUUGUGACACAUCAGGCGGCACAAUAUCGGAUGUAAAGUCUUCGUUGCCUAUUUGGGUAACAUUUUAAUAACUUGAGCCAUUCUGCGCUAACGGUAACCACGUCAAUAUGUGAAGCCUUGUGCACCGUGAAAAAGGGGAAGUGAUCUUCAGAAAGGAAAUCGUCAGAUGAUCUCUUGAAUGCAGAUUUACAGCGUGGUAGGCAAAAGCUUUGCAACCACACAGUCACAGGAACACAGCAGCGCUGAAAAACAAACACACCCACAUGUAAGUGAAACUAGAGGAGGCACAUAAGACACACAGGAGGCAAUGUUAUGGACUAAAAAAAAGAGCCGCUUCAGAAAUAAUAUACACGAACCUGUGAAAGAAAAGCAGCAAUUCAGAAGGUAAAUGAGCAUCUGAGGACAGAAAGCCUUAUCUCUGAAGGACUCGCCAUUGUGUGCAGCCGACUGUUAUGUUUUGAUCACAUUUUUAAAGAAGAAGACAAUCUGGAGCAGGAAGACUUACUUGUGAUCACUGGAGCAAGAGGCCAUGAUGGAGAAGUCAGAGAUGUUUGGCUUCUCUCUGGAGGCAGAUGACCGGACGGAGGAGGAGAAAGCGCGGCAGAAAGCGGCAAGGAAGGGCGGUGUGGCUUCUGCCCUGGGUCUGGGCCAGAAGUCGCCCAAGGCCCCCAUGGACACUGAUUACCUUGAGGAAAUGGAGACGACCAGGCCUCAAAUCAGAUUCAAUCUCAACUUUGACAAAGGGAUUCGAGGCGAGGAGCAGAACAAGAGAGACAGCAAGACGUUGACCAUCGAAAGGUUGUUUGAAGCGGUGGCCAGCGGGGAUGUCAGAAAGCUGGACAACCUGCAUCAGUACCUGCGCCAGAACAUGAAGAAGCUCUCCGACUCCCUGUAUCAGUCCUAUGGUAAAACCGCCCUGAUGAAGGCUCUGCUGCACCUUAAGGACGGCAAGAACGAGACGGUGGAGCUCUUAAUCGACAUUUCAGAGAAGACGGGCGACCUUAAGGAGUUUGUGAAUGCAGCCUACACCAACAGCUACUACAAAGGCCAGACAGCUCUCCACAUUGCCAUUGAGAGGAGAAGUAUUUCCUAUGUGAAGCUGCUGGUCAGUAAAGGAGCAGAUGUCUAUGCCAAAGCCUGCGGGGUAUUCUUCCAGCCACACGAUGGCCCCAACUUCUAUUUUGGUGAGCUGCCUCUGUCUCUGGCAGCCUGCACCAACCAACCCACCGUGGUGGACUUCCUCAUGGAAAACGAGUACCAGCGAGCGGACGCUAAGAUGACGGACUCUCACGGCAACACGGUGCUGCACGCCCUGGUGAUGGUGGCUGCCAAAUCCAAGGAUAUGGACAAGGAUAACACAGAGUUCAUUACCCAAAUGUACGACCGCAUCCUCAACACCACCGCCCAACUGCACCCAAAGCUGAAGCUGGAGGACAUCGUGAACCUCAAGGGGCUGACGCCUCUCAAAAUGGCUGCCAAGACUGGCAAGAUCGGGCUUUUUGCACACAUCCUGAAACGGGAAUUCCACGAGUGUCACACUAAGCAUCUAUCCCGUAAGUUCACCGAGUGGGUUUACGGCCCCGUACACAGCUCCCUUUACGACCUGGCCUCGGUGGACUCUUUGGAGGACAACUCAGUCAUGGAGAUACUGGUCUACGGCAGUGACAUUCCUAACCGCCACGAGAUGCUCCAGAUGGAGCCUCUGAGCCACCUGCUGGAGGAGAAGUGGAAGAAGUUUGCAGGUCAGAUGUUUUUUCUCAACUUCCUGGUCUACCUCCUGUACCUGAUCAUCUUCACUCUUGUCGCCUACAAUAAGAAAUCUGGAAAGCUGCCGUAUCCCCUCAAACACACCAUAAAGGGUUACCUGUAUGUUUCAGGCCAGCUAAUGAUAUCGGUGGCAAACUGCUAUUUCUUUCUCAUAGGGAUCUUAGAGCUGAAGAGGAAACGGCCGAAGCUGCAGACGUUGCUGAUUGAUGGAUAUUAUGACAUUCUUUUCUUUGUGCAGGGCGUCCUCUUCCUGGUCUCGGCCGGGCUGUAUUUGUUCGGGAUGACGCAGUACCUCGCCUUCCUGGUGCUGUGUCUUGCUCUCAGUUGGGUGAACAUGCUCUACUUCUCCAGGGGCGACAGACACAUGGGCAUCUACAGCAUCAUGAUCCAGAAGAUGAUCCUCAGUGACAUCCUGCGCUUCCUUCUCGUCUACAUCGUCUUCCUCAUUGGAUUCUCAGCAGCGGUGGUCACCCUGCUCAUAGAGCCUAAAGUGAAAAACACCACUGUAAUUCCGACGCCGAAGGGGCGUCUCUAUGGUCCCAUUGAUCCUGGUGAGGAGUGUGUCAAACCCUCCUUCACAAACAUCCCCUACACCAUAAUGCAGCUCUUCAAGUUCACCAUCGGCAUGGGCGACAUGGAGUUCACCCAGAACCACGAGAACACAGAGGUCUUCUACCUGCUCCUCAUCGGCUACAUCGUGCUUACCUACAUCCUGCUGCUCAACAUGCUCAUCGCCCUCAUGAACCGCACCGUGGAGAAGACCACAGUGGAGAGCGCCAGCAUCUGGAAGCUACAGAGGGCCAUCACGAUCUUGGAAAUGGAGAGAAGGCUGUCUUGCUGUCUGAGGAAGAGGUUCCGCUGCGGGGUGGAGAUGAACCUUCGCACCGCUCUUGGAGAUGACCUUCGCCGGUGUUUCAGAGUGGAGGAAGUCAACUGGAACAAAUGGAACAUCAACCUGGGCAAAAUCAAUGAGGAUCCCGGGUGCUGGGAUGGCGCCCAACACCCUGCCUCAGACAGCCCGCCGAUCAGAGCGAACAGAGGGAGGAGCUGGAGAAGCUGGCGGAUGCCGACAACUCAGUCCACAGAGAUGAGUCCUCUGAACAGCUCACCGGUCUGAAGAGACGACGCACGCGGAGCUUCACUGUCCGCUCGGCCUGGCUGACCCGAGCAUCGGGGCAUUCAAACCUAAAGACAUUAUUCAGUUCCCCAAGAAAUGUAACUGUCAAAUGUUUGACCUGCCUUUGUGACUGACAGAUACUCCCAAGUCGGCUUUAUUUUACAUUUUGAAUUGAAAUUUUCUUUGAGGCAAUAUCUUUGUUCCUCUGACUGACAAAACCUUCUCAAAAAAAAUCUGCAUCAAGAGCCGGCUUAAUUGCUAAAUGUUGAACAUUUGCAACACAUUAAACAUGUAAUCCAAA